Molecule: messenger RNA, 1623 nt
Organism: Durusdinium trenchii
Lineage: Eukaryota; Dinophyceae; Suessiales; Symbiodiniaceae
Source: the annotation of a GenBank genome assembly
AUGACCAAUUCUGCCAAAUACGGGGUGAAUGGAAAAUGGCCAUCAACGGUGGCGGUCAGAACCCACUUUCCGUCGCUGGUGCACCGAAAUUACGAGUCCGAGAAAGAAGCGCUGGAGCUCAAGUUCAAGCCUGAGUCUCAUGGACAGAAGCUGGAGCUUUUCUCAGCGGGGUACAUUGACGGCCAUUGUAAGGGAGUUAUGGUACAAGGAGUCUUUGCCCUUUUGGACUACUUGGGUGUGGGACCAGCAGACAUCUCUCACGAUGAAGAGAUGCUGAACCUUGUAGCUUCACUGAAGUACCUCCGUGCAAACUAUACCCAGUUUGCCACCCAAGAGCAAUGCAUCUAUGAAGCUCUUAGUCAGAAGCUUACCAAAUUCACAUGUAAGGGCAGAACGCGCCAGGAAGCAGUCCGCAUGAAGCGCCUGACGAGCAAGGGAACUGCAGUCCGAGAUCUUUUGUUUUCUGCAAUAGCGGAAUACAACCGGCUACAAACCACCAAGACGGUGACACCUGAAGCUACCAUGCUCUGGGCUCAGCGCUCCUGGAAGGACCACUGCAAGAAAGCGCCGGCAGAUGCCAAACUGCAACCGUGGCUGGCUGAGACCCUGACAGGUCUCAACAAUGGGAUGAGGACUGAGAUCAAGGCUGAAGACGAGGACGGUGACAAUGCCGAUGGAGACACAGCUGGAGACGCCGAACCCGAGGGCGAGAUCGAUUCCGAUGAUGAGAACUCCAAGAACAAUGCAAGCGGCGGAGAUGCGUUGCUGCGCGAUUUCAACUACAGGGUUGAAAGCUUCUGCCCUGCGCAGUACUGCGGCGGCAUGAACUUCAUUGCUAAGCUGGUGGAGGGCUUGCAGCCUGGGGCAACGGAGGUUCCGCUUGUCCUCAUUGACGCAAUGGGCUUUGAUGGAUGGCCAGGAAAGAAGAUUGCUUGCGCCACCAUCUGUCACACCAAUGCCGACGCAAGCUUUGUCUCAUCCACCUUGGCUGGAAAAGUGUUCAGCAUGGCGCGCAGCAAUGAGCUGAACAUCGCGGCCUUUCCCAACUUUAGUUCAGCGAUGGCUGAAAUCAAGCAGUUCCAACGGUCGCCGCAGCCAGACUAUCAAGUCUGUGUGUGCCUGGGCGAUGGCAGCCUCAUCGUGAGAGAGUCACUCAUUCAGUUUUGGUCGAAGAAGCACACAAGCUUUUUAGAGCAGCUGACCAACUUGGUGGACGACCACAACAAGGAGUUCAACCCGAAAGGGUUGAAGCGUGGAGCUGAACCCAACAAUGAGGAAACCAAUGAGGAAGUUGCUGAAACACCCAAAAAGCGUCUUCGAUUGACCACGGCCAAGACCUAUGCAGAGUUGGAAGUUAUGCCCCUUAAUGAGUUGCUCAAGGUGCUGGAAGACAACGGGGAGGUCAACUACCAGGUUGCGGAACAUGAGCUCACCAAGGAUGCUGCUGGCAAUUUCAGCAUUAAGCCACUAUCAUCUGUGUGCUUUGUACUUGAUGCACUGAAGCCCAAGAAGAAGAAAGCUAAGGUUGCCAGCGCCAUGACAUUUGGAGCAAAAGUCAAUUUUGCUAAGCUUCGGGGGUCCAGCAACAUUCGUAUCAUUUGGAGGCUGAGGCGCUUUACUUGA